AUGGCUGGCCUGGAAAGUGAAGCGACCUUCACGGCAAGGGCCAUCGAAAUCGGGAUGUCUACUGCUUUCCUGGAGGCGCUGAAAGGGGCCCACAUCAACACCUAUGGGAAGCUUGCGUUCAUCUGCCCGUCCCAGCCUCAGUCCGGUGACGAUACAGCUCUUAAGGAGGCCGUGCUAGCUUUGACUGGAGAUCCGGUGCCCGAGGGCCAGCUGGUCGUUCUUCGCAGGCUCUGGUACGAGAGCCACACGCAUGCUCUUGUGGACAUCAAGGCCAGAUCCGAGCGCACCUCCGACUCCAGUCCGAGAGAGCUCCCGCUAGCGGAGCGCCUGCAGCGCCUCAAGCGCCAACGCGCGGACCUCAAGGGCAUCGUCCUGGAUGUCCGCACCGAGCCCGGACAUGCCUUGGUGGACCGCGUUCAAGCAAUGUUGGAUGCAAAUCAAGUCAUUCUCAUCCCACCUGAGAAGUGCAUCAGCCGCCACGACGAGAUCACCUCGGCCAGGAGUGAAUCGAAGCUCAGCUUCACCCAAGAUGGCAGCAUCAAGCUUACCAAGGCCAUGGCCGACCUUUCGUGUGCCACCUCAGGGGAACUCAAGUUGCGCCAAUGUUUCUUAAGGCGUGCCCUUGCAUUCGACCAAAUCGGCCUUGCUUCCUUCACAGCACUCGAGGCCUGGAACAACCACCUUUUCCAGGCCCUUUUAGAGCCUCCUCCAGCAGGCCACCGUUAUGUGACGGUCCAGCAGAUUCUGGCCGCGGACUCCAAACUGUGGUCGAUCAUUUCCCAAGAAUCGCGAGGCAAUUUGACCGUCGGUGUCGGGCUACCUGCUCCUCUCGAUGCCCUCGUGACUCAGCACAUGCACUCACACCAGGUGCAAGCAUGCAUGACGCCUCUCCCUCAGCCUACAGUUGUCUACCAGCCCGGCAAAGGCAAAGGGGGAGGAGAGGGUGGGGGUCGCGGUAGAGGUCGUGGUGAUGGUAAGGGCUCGGGUAAGGGUAAGACUGAUAACAAAGCUCCUUCCAUGAAGGAUCUCUUGGCCUCCUUGCCUCCUGGCUGCGAGGCCAAGACCGAGGAGGGUCGCUUCAUCUGCCCUUACUACAACAAAGGCCUGUGCCGCUUCCAGAAGAAGAAAUCCUGUCACCGAGGUGCGUUUUGCCGAGUCAAAGUUGGCCUGCGCAAGGCCUGUCGUCUUUUUCCAUGGACUGUCCGGGCUUGCAAUGCCCUGAUCCGUGCCCUCCUCCCGGAGGCCCGUUACACUAGUUUUGUAAUUUUGGAGGGAAAUCCCGGUGCUCCCCACCGCGACUCUCUCAAUGCUUUUUUGCCAAACUAUGUCAUCCCUCUCACUGCCUUUCGGGAUGGCCAACUCAUCGUGGAGCAUGAAUCUGGGAGUGUGCCCUUGAGUCAAGACAUCUCCGGCCCCAAGGGUGUCCUGCUCCCUGUUGCUGAGGGGCCCGUCUCCUUUUGUGCGCGCACCUGCCUCCAUGUGGCUCGCCCCGCCAAGGGCCGGCGUGUUGUGCUUGUAGCCUUCAGUCUGGCCUUGGCCCAUUCCAUGUCGGAUCCGGAUCGCUCCACCUUGUCCGCGCUUGGGUUUCCAUUGCCUGAUGACCAAGCCCUACUCGGCUGUGUGGCGCCCCAACCUAGUGUUCUUGCACUCCCACCGCCAGCCCGGUCCCUCCUGCCGCGGGCCGGUGCAGAGCCUGGGGAGGGCUGCAACUCCCUGCCGCCGCAGGGCCCCUCCCUGGCCGCUGCGCCGUCUUCCGGCCAAACCCCGCUUCUGCUGGAAGUGUGUGCAGGUUCAGCUGUGCUUUCCAAGUGUGCUGCCUCCUCUGGCUGGACCGUUCUUCCUGUUGAUCAUGCCGGUUGCCGUUUCGUCCCUGAGUUGCCUUUGCUUUUCCUUGACCUCCGUAACGAGGAUUGUGCUCGCAUCCUGGAUGGAGCCGUCCCUCCGGGUACCAAGUGCUGGCUCCAUCUAGGGCUCCCGUGUGGCACCUGCUCUCGCGCUCGUGAGCGUGCUCUCCCUACUGGCAACGGUCCUCGACCCCUGCGGGAUCCCGACAAUUUGCUUGGACUCCCUGGUCUCCGGACGGAUGAGGUUGAGCGCGUUGCCUCCGCCAAUGCGAUUUACGCUUCCGGAGUCGCUAUACUCCGCCUUGCAUUCCGCCGCCAAUGGCUCGUGAGUCUCGAAAACCCACUUCGUUCCUGGCUGUGGCCUCUCUUGGCGUCCCUGGUUAAGGCGUCCCGUGAUUCGGCUUUCGUGCGGUGGUACUUUGCCUUGGCUGAUGUCGACUUUGAUAUGUGCGAGCACGGAGGGCCGAGGGACAAAGCCACACGCUUGAAGUCCAGCCCUGGGGUGUUUUCGUCCAUGGCCGUUGCCUGUUCCAAGACUCAUCAGCAUGCCCCUUGGACCCCGGCCCGUCUCGAAGAGGGCUGGUGCUUUCCCACCAAGGACGAAGCCCGCUACCCAGUCCUCCUGUGUGAGCGUUUGCUGGCCUGUGCCCUUCCUGCCCUAAAGGCUUGCCCCUGCCCCGAGAUCCUGCGUGAGCAGCGUGCCCUGCUGCGAGCCCAGGCUGGUUCCCAGACACGCCAUCUGCCACAGCUCGUGCCUGAGUAUGCUUUCCGAUGUGCUGCCUCCGCGGUUCCUGCCGGGCGCGAUUUUAAGAUCCUCAAACCUUCCUGUCUUCAUCGGGGGAAUAAGCCGGAAGCAUCAAGUUCGGAGGACAGUCAACCACCUGCACGGUCUUCGUGCAAACCUCCCGGUAUGAAUGACCCUCCAACUGCAUUGCCCGAAACAGCAGGGGUGUACCACACCAUGGAGGAACACCUUGAUUACGCUCUCAAGGUAACACCCCCAUGUGAUACAGCCAAUGCUCUCCCUGACUCUCUUCGGUGGAAUGUGUUCAGACACCUCAUCUUGGGGCCGUGUGCUAUUGCCAAAGAACGUUUGUCCCAGUACCAAAGCCUCAAGGCAGCGGCUGCGAGGUGCGAGGUUCAAGAGGCCCAGCUUCGCAAGGACAUGAACCCGGAUGUCGAGGCUGUGACCCGCGGAAAGGCCUUAGCCCUCUUCCGUGAGCUCUUGGAGGAGACCCAUUUCCCGGAUGCCGAGGUCAUGAGCAUAAUGCUUAAAGGUGUUCCCCUUGUCGGACCUGAGCCGGACUCGCCCCUAUUUGAUAAAAGACCCCGUCAUGCCACCUUGUCCGAGGCACAGCUACUAGCACAGGCCCAGGCACGCAGAACCGUCACCAUGAGCUCUCGAUCCUGCGUCGAGCCCCGUGAUGUCAAGGUUCUCGAAGAUGAGACCCAAAAGGAGCUCGAGGCGGGGUACCUUCAAGGGCCCUACCACACAGAGGAGGAGGUCACUCAGGCCCUAGGCACCCCUUUUUGGAGUCUCAAUCCCCGCUUUGCCCUGAAUCAAGGUGAGGACCAAAAGGUCCGAGUAAUAGAUGACUUCAAGGCCUCGGCAGUAAACCAAGCCUUCAGCUCUUCUUCUUACCUUGACCUUCACGACGUCGAUUUCACGACCGCCCUUCUGAAGCUCCUGGCAGCCCAGACCAGCAGGAAUGGGCCUGUGGAGAUUCUCCUUUCAGACGGCACGGUCCUGAGGGGUGAGCUCCAUCCAGAGUACAGAAGCAAGCCUGCUCUGCUGGGGCGGACUGUCGACCUGUCAAAAGCAUACAAGCAAGUAGCCAUCGAGCCCAGCUCUGCCAAGCAUGCCGUCCUGGGCUACCCCACGGCACCUGGGAAAUGGAAAUACCUAAUCUCAAAGUCCCUCCCCUUUGGGGCGGGGGCCAGUGUGUUUUCGUUCAACAAAGUUGCAAGAGCCCUAUGGCAUAUACUUGUCGUCAAGUUUGGGGCGCUCUUGUCCAACUUUUACGACGAUUACACAUUCCUUGAGUUCCAGCCUGGUGCUUCACUGAUGUCCAAGGUUUUGGAAACCCUGUUGACUCUUUUGGGAUGGGUCUUCGCCAAAGAAGGGAAGAAGCACGUUCCGUUCGCUCAGACGGUGGUUUCUUUAGGUGUACGCUUUGACUUGACGAGAUUCUGGGAGGGGUCUUUUGAGGUCGGCAAUAAGCCAGGCCGCCUGAAAAGGAUCCUUGAGAUGCUUCAGCCAAUUGCGGAUGGGAAACCCGCGACUCGCGUGCAGCUGGCGUCGCUGCAUGGUCAUCUCAACUUCGCGGGCGGGUAUGUUUUGGGAUUCGCACUGAAGCCUGCUGCCCAGCUGCUGAGCCGCAACCUGUAUGGACCCAAUGGCGGACAAGGUCCUGAGCUUGCUGACGCCGCUAGAGCUGCCAUUGCCGCGAUUCGCUCAAGCAGGCCCCGAAUCUGUCGAGCUCCGAGCGGUAGGAAUCUUGUGCUCUACACUGAUGGCGCCUUUGAGAACGGGAUUGGCACCUGGGGAGCGCUGGUGUGUGACCCGUGUUCGGGAAGACGCAUGCUGUUCUCGGGACAAGUGCCCCGCCCCUUGAUACAGCACUGGCUUCGCAGUGCUGGCAGUCAGGUCAUUUGCCAGGUCGAGGCUUAUGCUCUAAUGGCUACCCUCUACGGGCUUAGGGGUUCGGUGAAUGAUCGCUUGAUCCUUGCCUUCAUCGACAACGAGGCCUGCCGCUACGGCCUCAUCAAAAGGGCGAGUCCUGCUGUUUCUAUGGCCCGGCUAAUGGCCAUCAUCUCUUUGGUGGAAACUUCUAUAGGGUGCAGUCUCUGGAUUGAACGGGUCCCUUCCAGUUCGAAUCCCGCGGACCUGCCUUCCAGAUUGAGAGCUGCUGAAGCCGCCCAGCGUUUUGCGGCUCUAGAUAAGGGUGAUGUGCCUGUCACCGCCAGCAUGAUGGACUUGAUCCUUGCGGACCACUAUGAUCCCGACACAGCGGUUGCUAUCGCUAGUGCAAUCCAGUUUGAAGCCGAUGCGGUAUCGGCCAUGCGAGAAGUGUUCAAGUCCGAUUUCGGGUUGGAUCCAAGUGGCAACAUCGAGCUGCGCAAAGAGAUCGCUCUCCUGCUAUCCGUGUGGGAGAGUUCUCGCAUGCAGCUGAAAUGCCAAGAACAGAAUCGUCAGGAUUCCAAGCUAGGUGCCAGCAAAUCCCUGAUUGCGGCAAAGCUGGAGCAGAUCGAGGAUGGGGCGCCUAUCGCGGAGGAUUUGCGAGAAGUGACAUCUCUGGAAGACUCACAUGUGGAGGCAUAUGGGGCAGUCAUUGAUCCUGCCUCCCAGACAUUGCGCAUUCGCCCCGGCAAAUCUAUGACAACUCCUCCGGCCGGACCUGAAGACCUUCGUCUGCGGCAUCGAAGGUUGGGCUUAGCUUGGGACUUCGUGAAAUCCCGCCACUCUACUCGCACUUGGUUGCCCAAGUCGUGCGUGGAAACAUUCCGUUUGCUUUCUGACCACAUGCUUGGCACGCAUGUUGCGGGCGUUAAAACUGCCGACGGCAGCACUGCGCCCUGGUCGCAGGUGCUUGCGUAUGAGCUCGAGUUACGCAAGGCUGCGUACCGCUUUGUUCGUGAUGGGAAAUGCUCCUGCUUGAACUCUGCCAUUGAGAAAGCCAUUGAUUCGUCCGACUUGUUGAGUCUGCAUUUCAUCAUCCCCAUCACGCUUGGCAAGACGCAGAGUGGCCUUGGCGAGGAGGAGCAUGCUUUUCCUCCGCCUCCUGCUCCCCACCCAUUCGGCCGGAGCAAAGGUGCGGGCAAAGGCAAGCAGAUGCCAGCCUGGGAGCGCCAAUGGGGCAAAUCCUCACGCACACCUGAAGGCAAAUUGAUCUGCUUUAAGUACAACAAGCAGGGUGGCUGCCCGGCAGGGAAAAAGUGCAAGUUCGAGCAUGUGUGCCAGCGUUGUCAUCACCGUCAUCCGUUCUUUGAGUGCCGGUACAAGAAUGCUGCCAAGCAGACAGGCAAAGAUGAUUCUCACGUCGCCGUGGGCAAACGCGGGCUUGAUAGUGAAGAAGCACUUCCUACGGAAGAAUGGCAAUGGGAGCGAACCGGUGAAAGUGCAUGGCAGCAGCAGCGAAGCGAUGAUGUCUUAGAAGUCAGCUCUGAUGAAGACGAAGAUGGUCACGUGAAGCCUUUGCUGGGCGACACACCGUCACUGGGGUUCGCCGAGAGACUUGGUGAAGAACUGCUUAAGAUCCUGGUCAGACAUAUGGACUUGAAGAGCUUGGCAGCCAAACUGGUGGAGGGGAAGAUCGCGGCUAAUCCCUUUAGCUCGAGCCUCAUUGCAGAAGGACGGGAACUACUCUUCACUGCCUUGGAGUACACUGGCGCCAAGCUUCCAGUCAGAGAAAAGCCAGAAGGCCAACCCUUCUACCUGGCAGCUAUUGAAGAGCUGCUCCGUAUCUCGGGUGACCCCGACAGCAGGGUUUUCUUUUCUUCCAGCGUCUCGUUUGCAAAAGGCGUGCGUCUAGGCCCUGGAGCCACCUUGCCGCGUGUGCCUGCUGUGUUCGAGAAGAAGGAGAAAUGGCGAAAAUACGAUGUCGAGUCUUGUCCGUCCGAUGUGGAGCGAGAGAACUACUUGUCGGCAAGGGAGCGUGCCAACGAGGUUCACAAGCAGUUUCAAGCAGAGGCAGACGCUGGAGCCAUGAUCGAGGAUGGGUCGCAUCGCGUUGUGCACGAUGGCACACAUACGCAUGGCAUUACAGUGAAUUCGGUCAUCCGUGUGCGAGAUCAGCUGCGGUCGCCGUGCGCAGGCGAAUUGCGCAGAGCGUUGCAAGAGCUAUCUGGGCCAUGUGUUGGACUGACUGGAGAUGUGGAGCGCGCCCAUAGGCUGGUCAAAAUUGCGCAAGAAGAUUGGGGCCUUCAAGCUUGCAAGACUGGAGUCGGUGGUCAGGACAAGCUUUGGCUAAACAAAGUGGGGACGUUCGGGAUAUCCAGUGCCGCGUAUCAUUGGUCACGUCUCAUGUCUGGACUGGGUCGCGCAGCUUUCUACAUGCUUGGGAAAACAGAAAUCUUCAUGCUCGUGUAUGUAGACGACCUGCUGUGGCUGGUACGAGUCGGUGAAGAGGGCAUGGAGAAGGUGUGCUUGGUGAUCUUUUUCUUUGUGCUACUGGGGCUACCUUUCUCCUGGCGUAAGUUCCGAGGGGGCGACGAAUCUGGUUGGGUCGGAAUUGAGCUCAAUCUGAGAGAGAGCAAGCUUGGGCUUUCUGUGCAGCGUGCACAGUGGCUUGUGCGCUGGCUUGGCCGGACCUCUGUGGAUGAGAGUGUGAAGAUUGCUGAUGUCAGCGCAGUGUUGGGACGCUUAUCUUUCGCGUUGUCUGCGUUGGGACACCUUCGACCCUUUUUAGGACCAGUGUAUGCCUGGAUUGCUGUCCUGGACCAUCGACGCAGCUACAAGGUACCACGUGCAAUCUCAUUGAUCUUCAAGUUCUUGGCAAAGGCGUUGGGUGGAGAGGGCAGAAUGAUCAGUGCUGGUAGGCCUCAUGCCACAGAGAAGGAGCUCUUCCGGACGGACGCGAAAGCUGAAGGGAACGAAGUUUGGAUCGGGGGCUGGGCGCUGGAUUCAGAGGACACUAAGCAGUGCCGGUGGUUCUCCGAGCGGCUAGACCACAUCUCUGCGCCGUGGGUCUUCCUGGCAGGUGAAUCUUAUCGACAGAUUGCGUCCUUGGAACUGCUGGCUACCUUGGCGGCAGUGGUGUCAUUUGGAGUGCCGCCUGGAGAGAAUUGUGGCUUCAUGUGCUCGGCGGCCACAGACAAUCGAGGAAACAGCAACCUUGUCGCGCGCCUCCUCACCACAAAGUUUCCUUUGUGCGUCCUGUUGAUGGAGCUGGCAGUGCAGCUGCAAGACAGAGGAGCAGACCUCAAGCUUCAUUGGCUGCCCCGACUGCAGAACGAGGAAGCCGACUCCCUCACCAACGGCGAGUACAGCAGAUUCGACAGCAGACGGCGAGUGAGAUUCGAUUUGAGUUCCUUCAAAGGGCUGGUAAUGCAAGAUCUCAUGUGUGCGGGAAUGGAUCUCUACGAGGAGGUACGCAAUUCACGAGCUCACAAGUCUGCGGUAAGCAGAGCCAAGCAACCCAGGUCACGUGUUGCGUACGAGGGGCUCGUCUUUGCUGCGUCGCUUUUGGUAAGUGCUUUUGGUAAGUGGUGGUUUGCGGUGAUUGAUCCCGCAGACGGCCAAGCCAGUCCCAGCUGCAGAGAGACAACGUCGAAUGGAAAUUCUCUGGUGGGGCUCCAUGUCAGUGAGUCGCUCGAGCCCGGCCACGCGCUUCUUGACUUGGCUGCCAAAAUGGAACAAGAGAACCAGAUCCAGUUCAUCCCGCCCGAGAAGUGUGUGUCGCGGCUCCACGAGGUCAUGAAUGUCAAGACGCCAACUAAGAUCGUGGAAUUGGAAGCGUCGCGAUUAGUGGUAAAAGAGGAGAGUGCGGGGCUGGAACAGCCCGCGUCGAGCGCUUUGCAGCUCCAAGAGCUGGCAAAGGUUCUGGAAAGCGUUCGGGAAGAGGCUCAGGAAGAAUUUGUCGCGGCCGGAGCAGUGGGCACGGAUGGAUCUGAGAUUUGCUUUGGCUACAGCCUCAACAAGUGUACUGCCAAGGUGGAAUCGAGUCCGCAGCGACCUAUGUCGGAUUCGUCUCAGCUGGAUGUCGCCAUCACGCCUGCAAAGCCAGGUUCUCGUGCAAAAGACUGGGAGGAUGAGCAGUGGCGCUUGCUGGCGGAUUCUUGGGUCGGGCUUCUAAUGCCCUUUCUCGCUUCGUCGCCUUUCUUCAAGGACCUUGGCGAGCUUGCUCUGGAUAGCUUGUGGAAAGUCUUGCGUGGGAAAGCUGCGGGAACUUUGAGGCGGCGCUUGUCAGGAUUUAAGCUUUGGAUGGAUUUCAUCUAUGGCAGGGAGAUUGUUACGGCAAAUGCGUCAGUUAGCGUGUUGGUCAGCUUCUUGGCUUGUAUUCAGCAGCGGCGGAGCGCGAGCAAUGCACCAGUGACAUCCUUGAAAUUCGUGGCGGGAAUUCUUGGUUGGGAUAAGCUGCUGUCGUGCCUGGCAAAUCCUGUGGUCGCUGCCUGGACUGGCUCUUAUGGCCAAAAGGAAGCUCGCAAGGAAGCGCUGCCACUACCUCUAAGCGCCGUCGCCAACUUCGCGCGGAGGGUGCUGGAGAGCAUGGGCCAGGAAGAGGGCCUGGAUGGAGAUGGGUUGCUGACCGUGGCCUUCCUGAUCAUGAUUUGGGCAGCGUUGAGGUUUAGUGAUGCGCAGCGGGUCUCCGUGAAUGAGAUGGACAUUGUAGAGGGAAUUUUGAGAUGCUGUUGCUGGCGUACGAAGUCUUCACGCACGCCUAUGCCUUGGGGUUGCUUGACAGUUGGGGUCUGCGGUGACUGGACGCCGGCAGUGGCGCUGCUGCGACAGCGACUGGGAGUGAGGCGACUGUUGGUGAGCGUUGGAAAGCUACCAGUGGAGGCUGUGGGUGUCUACACAUUGCAUAGCUUGAAGAAAUAUGGGCGUGAAGAUGUGCUUCCGGCGCUGCGGGGCCAGCUGGCAGUGGUCCAGGCUAUCUGGGGAGGUUGGGUGCCGUUAACGCCACAAGUGCGGGGUGCGCGGAGACCCGUCCCAGAGUGUCGUUUGGCCUUCAAGACGGCGAAGUUGGAAACCAUCCCUAUGGGUUUGAGUGCAGCGGAAAGGUCAGAGGACGACACGGAUGCCGAGUCUGAGUCGGAUGGAUCGACCAUCUCUUCUUGCAGCUCUAGCGUGUCCGAGGAGAUGGAGGCCGCCUGCUGCGACGAAGAAGAUGAUCAAAUUUCAAGGGGUCAGCUCCUGCAAGAUAUGUACGUGGUGAACUGCCUGAGCGCUAGGUUUCAUGCUGCUGUGAUUUUGGACUGCGGGGUUGUGAGAAGGGCUUGCGCACCUUCCAAGGAUAUCGAUGAUUUGCACUGGCAGGUUUGGAAGGAGGUGAAGCAACGCCUCCAAAGCCGUGGGUUCACUACGGCGGCUGAGCUGUACUGGACACUACAGGGUGGUGCAGAGGAAACCUUCAGGGCCGUUCUGGAGUCUGCCGGAGUGGACAUAGGGGCUGCUCCAUCCGUGCUUCAAUGUUUGGAAGCCGGCAGACUGAGACGCUUGCUCGCUGUUUGCAAAAGCCUGUGCGCGGAGCCGAACGCUGAGAUCGGGACAGUUGCAGUAAACUCGGAGGCCUCCAACUUGCUGGGGGUCCCCCUGGGGCCUCAAUUGGAUGGGGCCAAGCUGAAGCAGCUCUGCAAGGCGUUUGAAUCCAGCUAUCCUGCGGAGGCGCUGGAAUCGGAUGGCCAGCCGUGCAAGCAACUCGUGCAGCAAAUCAUGUUGCAGAAGAAGAAUGCCGAGCUGAAAUUCAUUCCUUGGAAGCAGAUCUUGUCGGUGGUGCACGUCUUUCUUGCGCUGGUGGAGAUUUCAGCUUCGCCGUUUGCGGUCCAGAAGGUGUUGUGUCUUCGGAGCGUUGCCUGGGCGCUUGUUGAUUGGUGCCACCUGUCUUCCGGAAAAAUUUUAGCGAACAAGUUCAUGAUGCUGUAUCACCGUGUGGGCUUAUCUGAGAUGGGUCUGCGGCCGCCGACCCUGGCUGAAGCUGAGAGUGCCGAUGCGGAGCUUUGCCGCCAGCUUAAUGAUCUGCUGGGCCAGGGUCACAGUUUGGACAAGGCAAUCCACGAGGCGGUGGUGGUGCGGGAUAGCCUUCGCAUGUGGCUCCAGCCGCGCCCGAAGCUGCCGUCGGAAAAGAAGCGCUUUUCCCCCUACGGUGCGGAGUCAAAGGGGAAAGGUCGUGGCGCUGGCGGCAAGGGGCGUGGGGGCAAGGGUCGUGAUGGAAAAGCGUUCCACCUCCUUUCGCUCUAUGUGAUCCUCUGGCCUGUGUUAGAUGUGCGAUUUGGGGCUCAAUGCCGGCAGAUGCGUGCCGUAGGCGCGGCAGCUCUACCGGGCAGAGUGUUGGAGCGGCCGUUUUUCUCAGAUGAGGAGGUGCACACCAUGCGGGCUUCCGUCUGCUCUGCGUUACAUGUGGAUUUGGAUUGGGCAACGCAGCGUUUUGAGCUCACGCCGUACAAGCUGAACUUAUUGGAGUCGCUGGCCAAGCGUAUGGAUGAUCCGGAUGUGCCCUUGUGCGAAGUGCUGAGACGUGGUGCGCCCACUGGUGUGCGAGAUGGAGGCCCUCCUCCGUUGCGUUCCGCGCAAUGGCCCGAUGGGCUGCCCGGAUUGAGCCAAGUUGAUGAGUUCAGAGUGCAGCAAGCCAACCUGUGCUACCAGUUGGUUGCUGAUGUGGUGCGUUGGUGUCUCAAGAAUCAAGAGACCGCCUAUCCCUCGCAGCUGGCAGCUGGCAUAGCGCUGGCUUUCAUCAAGGGCAUGGUCUCGCGCGGUUGGGAUGGGGCCAGGGUUGCGUUGAACAUAGAUCGGGACAAGCUAGCCGCAGCAGCUGAAAGAGCCAUCGCAGGCGUUCAGAGCAAGGCUUCCAGGUUCCCUGCUCCUGUGAGUGAACACAAGAUGGUGGUAGUUCUGCGUUCGCGACGGCCUUUGACUUGUCCUUGCGAGCCUGGAAAGCGCCUCGAGCAGCCAUUUCCGCUGCCUGCUGGUGUCCACGCCAUUUGUUGCUUGUGUUCCUGCGAAGAGUCAGCUACAGCUGGGUCUAAAGUUGAAGCCGAGCAGUUGUCAUUUGAGCAAGCGUGGGGCAUACCGCAUUCUGAAGCCGAGUUUGUCGAGGCUGCUGUGAAAGCAGGCCACCCGAGCAGCUUCCGCGAGGCGCUGCCAGAUGUGCUUCAGAAAGCAGUAAAGUUGAAUGAGACAAUGGACGAUGCAGACCUUGCAAAGAUGAGGACUCACUGGAUCCGCAAAUGGGCUAAAAGGGCAGAACAACUUGCACCCGAAGAAGAAGAAGAGCUCAAGAAGACAUUGCAUCCUUCCUGCAGAGCCAUCUUAGAGCCAAAGCGCUUGCUGCUUUACAAGGAAAUCCUCACAGAGUGUAACUACCCAGACCCGGGUGCGUUCGAUGAGCUUCUACAGGGCACGCAGCUUACUGGUGAAGUACCCAUCACGGGGAUCUUCACGCCUACAUUCAAGCCUGCCAAAACAACUGUAGAUCAGGUCAAGAGGGAAGCCAGCAGCAUCCGCUCAGGGGUGCUUUCGAAGGUCCGACCAACAGGAGAGCUGGAUGCGGAAGUGAUGAAAAAGACAUGGGAAGAGUGCAAUGCCGGAUGGCUUGAAGGGCCGAUUCCGCUCAGUGAGCUGGAAAGCAGCGCGCUUGUAAGCCGUAGGUUCGGCGUUGUGCAGGGGUCUAAAGUAAGGGUCAUAGACGACUUCUCACUGGGAGGGGUGAACGGCACAGUGCAAGUGGCCGAGACUCCACGGCCACACGCCACUGACAAAGUGGCCGCCCUCUGCCUUGCACUGCUUGCAAAGUGUGGUCGUAGCACCGUGCUCGGCCGCACGUUUGAUCUCAAGUCUGCUUACCGUCAGCUUGCAGUGUCGCCGGAGUCCUCCUGGGCUAGCUAUGUUGCCUGUUGGGAUCCGGCAAUUCAGGCGCCACGGAUCUUCCGUAUGCGAGCGCUCCCUUUUGGCGCGAGCCGUGCAGCGUACGCGUUCCUUCGCGUUGCCAUGUCUUUGUGGUUUGUUGCGGCUGACCAGCUAGCGAUACCCUGGACAUCUUUCUUCGACGAUUUCGUGACCUUUGCCCGGGGAGCAGGAAGCACACACUUGCAGCGUACUGUUGAAGCCUUCUUUAAGCUCCUAGGAUGGGGUUUCGCAGAGAGUGGAGAUAAGGCACAGCCUUUUGCGUUGAGUUUCCACGCGCUUGGGAUAAAAGUUGACCUCAGCAAGUUUUGCGAGGGUUCCGUACUCUUCUCGAACACAGAGAAGCGCAUCUCAGAGCUUAGGGACACGUUCCAGAAGAUCCUCGAAACAGGGCUGCUGCCUCAAUCCUUCGCCCUGAAGCUUAGGGGUCGUAUGCAAUUUGCGGACGGCCAGCUCUUCGGAAGAACCGGUAAAGCAUGCAUGCGAACCAUCACAUCCUUUGCGUAUGGCGACGCCGGCCCGGUGCUCACGCCAGCCACUAG
Symbiodinium natans is the source of this 12947-nucleotide messenger RNA. The record is from the annotation of a GenBank genome assembly. Lineage: Eukaryota; Dinophyceae; Suessiales; Symbiodiniaceae.